UCAACUUGUUUUCCAUUACCAUAAAAUAUACAAUUGAGCAGGUUGAGCUCUUUGGUUCAAGGAAUAAUUUUGUGUGUCAUUCACGUACUAUAACAUUUUGAAAUCACUGUCUGCUAACAAUUUAAACAAGGUAGGCUAUGCCUAUUGACUAAUUAACAAUCAUUGGUAUUUUGAUUUCAGUAAAAUAGAGACCCUGAAUUGUAUGAAUCAUCAACUUCUGCUGGGUAAACUUGUAAACAACUUUUUUGUAUAGCAACAUGUUAAACUUCUAUAGAAAGCAAGCAUCUUUUUCUGUUGAGAAACUAAAAGAAUACACCGAAACAAGUGAUGUUUUGGAUUUUAAGGAAAAGCUGUACAAGGUGUUUCAAGAUGAUCCAAUUUUCCAAAAGCAGCUCCCAUCCAAAAGUUUAGAUGAGAUUAGAAAAGAAGCUGUAUUGCGGGGAAAUCGAAUCAUCGACUCUGGAAUCCUCCAGGAUCCUAAUAUUUUUGGUCAUCCUUUAGUGGGACCAGCUCUAUUGUUCACACUGGUCCAGUAUGAUCCAGCAGUCAUGUUCAAAAGCACAUUCUCUGCUGCAUUUUUUGGAAACAGUAUCAAAGGGCUUGGGACCUCAGACCACACAAAGUUUCUUGAUGAUGCAAUGAGUGGAAAGAUUAUCGGCUGUUUUGCCUUGACUGAAAUUGCACAUGGUAGCAAUGCAAAGAAUAUGCGAACUACUGCUACCUUUGAUAAAGAAACACAGGAGUUUGUACUUCACACUGAAGAUUUUGAAGCUGCUAAAUGUUGGGUAGGAAAUUUAGGUCAAAUGGCUACACACGCUACAGUUUUUGCGCAGUUGACCACUCCAGAUGGACAAAAUCAAGGUCUUCAUCCUUUUAUCGUUCCCGUGAGAGAUCCCGAUACACUUUUGCCCUACCCUGGUAUUACUAUUGGUGACAUGGGCGAAAAAAUAGGCUUCAACGGGAUUGAUAAUGGCUUCUGCAUGUUUCAUCACUAUCGGAUACCAAAGGAGAACCUUCUCAGCAGGAUCGGUUCAGUGAAAGAUGAUGGAGAAUAUAUCUCUCCCAUUAGUGACCCACGCAAGAGAUUUGCUGCAGCACUUGGCACUCUUAUUGGUGGAAGGAUUGGAGUAGUCACCCUUGCUACCGCCUACCACACAAAUGCACUUACAAUUGCCAUUCGUUACUCAGCCGUGAGGAAACAGUUUGGACCGGGGGAGGAGGAACUUUCUGUCAUUGAAUACCAGUUGCAGCAAUGGAGGUUGUUUCCCCAUCUGGCCUCACUUUUUGCUUUAAAAGCAUUAACCAGAUUUAUGAACGUCACAAGGUUUGACAUCUUCAAGAACAUUCAGGACCCUGCUGACAUGCUAAGCAAGGCAGAUGAGUUGAUGGAGAUGCAUGUGUUGUCAUCAGCAGCCAAGGCUGUGGCUAGCUGGACUGCGGCUGAGGCGAUCCAAGAUUGCAGAGAGGCCUGCGGGGGGCACGGCUACCUCAGGUGUGCAGGUAUUGGGGAGCUGCGAGACAACAAUGACAGCAACUGUACUUACGAAGGGGAGAACAACGUGUUACAACAACAGGCCAGCAACUGGCUGGUGUCUCUAUGGAGGAGGAGGGGUGGUGAGAGGGGUAACUUCCCCUCCCCUCUAGGUUCUGUCACAUUCAUGUAUGACAACAAUAGAGGGCAGAGACACAUGAGGGCCAACACAGUACAGGAGAUGUCUCAUCCUCCUGUGAUUAUGGAAGCUUAUAAAUGGCUUAUUUGUUGGCUAGCAGAGAAAACUCUUGAGACAAUAAAUUCACAAGUAAAAAAUGGUAAAGACUUGUUUACAGCCCGAAACAAUUCCCAAGUCUUCAAUGCCAAAGUGCUCUCCAUCGUGUACAUAGAGCAUUUCAUCAUCAAAUGUUUUUGGGAACAGUGCUGUGAAGCUCAAGAUAAAGCAGUAAAAGCAGUUUUGACCAAACUAUGUGCCUUGUAUGCACUCACCCGUAUAGAAAGGCACAUGGUUUAUUUAUAUCAAGGUGGCUUUAUUCAGAACAGUGAGCAGAGUCAGCUGAUUCAAUCAGCUAUUUUGGAACUUCUGGAUCAGUUAAAGCCUGAAGCUGUAGCUCUAGUGGACGCUAUCGCUCCUCCAGACUUUAUUCUGAACUCAGCACUUGGGCAUUCUAAUGGCGAGGUUUAUAAAAACCUACAACAGGCUUUCCUGCAAUAUCCAGGAAGUAUGCAGAGACCAAGCUGGUGGAGAGAACUUUCAGGAAGAUUCCGAUCACAUUUGUAACUGACAAAUGGUGGCCAACUAAGUUCUGAAUCAUUAAUUUUAUAACUGAAGCUAUAAAAACCAAUUUUUAUUUUAAA
Messenger RNA from Macrosteles quadrilineatus (aster leafhopper), 2350 nucleotides. Its product is annotated as peroxisomal acyl-coenzyme A oxidase 3-like. Gene Ontology annotation, molecular function: fatty acid binding; FAD binding; pristanoyl-CoA oxidase activity. Lineage: Eukaryota; Metazoa; Arthropoda; Insecta; Hemiptera; Cicadellidae. The transcript is spliced from 15 exons. Gene Ontology annotation, biological process: fatty acid beta-oxidation using acyl-CoA oxidase; lipid homeostasis. The coding region runs from base 258 to 2273 and encodes 671 amino acids. Gene Ontology annotation, cellular component: peroxisome. The record is from RefSeq and is a predicted model, not a curated record.